Molecule: messenger RNA, 1684 nt
Organism: Mus pahari (shrew mouse)
Lineage: Eukaryota; Metazoa; Chordata; Mammalia; Rodentia; Muridae
Gene: L3hypdh
Product: trans-L-3-hydroxyproline dehydratase
Exons: 5
Coding region: 211-1275 (354 amino acids)
Molecular function (GO): hydro-lyase activity
Source: RefSeq, a predicted model, not a curated record
CGCCGAGGCUCGCCCCUGCUGUGAGCCUAACUCAGAAUCCAGCUAACUCGGGCGCGCCCAGUCUAAGAUUCUAGGCGCUGGUCUCUGGGUGGUCUCUGCUCGCCCGCUUGGCCCUGAGAUUGCCACCGGUUCUGCGCGUCCUCCCGUUGGGUUUGGCGCUUUCUCCCUAGCUUGGAGAGAGCACCACCGUGCAGUCCCUGGACGCAGACAAUGGAGGCGGCGCUGGCAGUGACCCGGCUGCCCCCGCACGACCCGAGGACGCCCGCACUGUCAGUGGUGGACAUGCACACAGGCGGCGAGCCUCUGCGCAUCGUGCACUCCGGGUGUCCGGAGGUGGCAGGGCCCACGUUGCUGGCCAAGCGUCGCUACAUGCGUCAACACCUCGACUACAUCCGCCGGCGGCUCGUGUUCGAGCCCCGCGGCCACCGGGACAUGUACGGGGCCAUCCUGGUGCCCAGUGAGCUGCCCGACGCGCACCUAGGCGUCCUGUUCCUGCACAACGAAGGCUACAGCUCCAUGUGCGGUCACGCGGUGCUGGCGCUGGGCCGCUUCGCCCUCGACUUCGGACUGGUGCCCGCUCCCCCAGAAAGCGCCCGGGAGGCCCAGGUCAACAUCCACUGCCCGUGUGGUCUGGUGACUGCCUUCGUGGAAUGUGAAGGUGGCCGCAGUUGCGGCCCUGUGCGCUUCCACAGUGUCCCAGCCUUUGUCCUGGCCUCAGACCUCACAGUGGAUGUUCCUGGCCAUGGAAGGGUACUGGUGGACAUUGCAUAUGGUGGGGCAUUUUAUGCAUUUGUUAGUGCAGAAAAAUUAGGACUCGAUGUGUGUUCUGCGAAGACGAGGGACCUUGUGGAUGCGGCGAGCACCUUGACAGAAGCGGUGAAAGCACAGUUUAAAAUCAACCAUCCUGAGAGUGAAGACCUUGGUUUUUUGUAUGGAACCAUCUUGACGGAUGGAAAAGAUGCUUAUAGUGAGGAAGCCACGACCAACAUCUGCGUGUUUGCCGAUGAACAGGUUGACAGAAGCCCCACCGGCUCUGGAGUGACAGCCAGAAUUGCUCUGCAGCAUCAUAAGGGGCUCCUGCAGCUGAACCAGACCAGAACCUUCAAAAGCCAAGCAACUGGCUCGGUGUUCACAGGCUGUGCCGUGAGGGAAGCAAAGUGUGGAGAUUUCAAGGCUGUCAUAGUGGAAGUUGCAGGACAAGCCCAUUACACGGGGACAGCUAACUUGACAGUAGAAGACGGUGACCCACUAAGGGAUGGCUUUCUUCUCAAGUGACUUUUUUUUCAUAAGUUUUAAAGGUUUUGCUUAGAAAGUGAUUACCUUUAAAUUAUGUUUUCUCUGUAUUAUGUGCAAACCAGUAUCCAGUUACACUUACAGGCUAAUUUUUAUACUUUCUAAAACAGUAUACUGUGUCUAAAUGUAAGGUAUUAUACUUCCUAUUUGUCAACCUUUUGAGCAUAAAUGUCACUAAUGGGGCAAACAGAGUGCCAAGAAUCCAAAAACUUUUUAAGCAUUAGUAUACAAGGCAAAAUUAAAGCACAGUUACUUAAUCUAUGCUAUGGAAAUGAUAAUACUUGUAAGUUUUUUUGAAUGCUAGCUUCAGCUAUAGACCACACAAUAGUAAAUGUUGUGAGUUUGUUAUUUUAAUGUUCCUGUUUGAGUAAAAUAAAGACAUCUGUAAGUA